Molecule: messenger RNA, 1104 nt
Organism: Sphenostylis stenocarpa
Lineage: Eukaryota; Viridiplantae; Streptophyta; Magnoliopsida; Fabales; Fabaceae
Source: the annotation of a GenBank genome assembly
AUGGGUUUCUGCAGCAACGGCACUGAAGAGAGUGAACUAUAUCACGCUCAAAUCCACCUCUACAAACACGUGUACAACUUUGUCAGCUCUAUGGCUCUCAAGUCCGCCAUGGAACUAGGCAUAGCGGACGCAAUCCACAGCCACGGAGAACCCAUGACCCUUUUCGAGUUGGCAUCUGCACUGAAACUGCACCACUCCAAAGUCUGUGUUCUCCACCGCUUCCUGCGCCUUCUGACCCACAACGGGUUCUUCACCAAAACAACUGUGGCGUCACGUAAAGAAGGAGGAGGAGGAGGAGAAGAAGAAACAGUGUAUGAUCUCACCCCUCCUUCCACGCUUCUAAUCCGAAGCAAGUCAACGUGUUUGGCACCCAUAGUUAAGGGUGCACUUCAUUCGAGUUCCCUCGACAUGUGGCACUUCUCCGAGAAGUGGUUCACUGAGGAUAAGGAGCUCACACUGUAUGAGAGUGCCACGGGGGAGAGUUUCUGGGGCUUUUUGAACAAAGCCACUGAGUCUGAUACGCUUGGCAUGUUUCAAGACGCCAUGGCAGCAGAUUCUAGAAUGUUCAAGAUGGCUCUGGAAGAGUGCAAGCAUGUGUUUGAGGGAUUGGGUUCCCUUGUCGAUGUGGGUGGCGGGAAUGGUGCUCUCACCAGGCUCAUCAAUGAAGCCUUCCCUCACCUUAAAUGCACGGUGUUUGAUCAACCACAUGUUGUGGCUAAUUUGACUGGAACUGAAAAUUUAAACUUUGUAGGUGGAGAUAUGUUCAAAUCCAUCCCUUCUGCUGAUGCAGUUUUACUCAAGUGGAUUCUGCAUGAUUGGAACGAUGAGCUAUCAGUGAAGAUAUUGAAGAAGUGCAAAGAAGCUAUUUCUGGUAAAGGGAAAGAAGGAAAGGUGAUAAUCAUAGACAUAGCAAUUGAUGAAACAAAUGAUGAUCGUGAAUUGACUGGGUUGAAGCUGGACUAUGACUUGGUGAUGCUCACCAUGUUCAAUGGAAAAGAAAGAGAGAGAAAAGAGUGGGAGAAACUUAUUUAUGAUGCAGGCUUCAGCAGCUACAACAUUACCCCUAUUUGUGGCUUCAAAUCUCUUAUCCAACUUUAUCCUUAG